Molecule: messenger RNA, 2347 nt
Organism: Trichoderma atroviride IMI 206040
Lineage: Eukaryota; Fungi; Ascomycota; Sordariomycetes; Hypocreales; Hypocreaceae
Source: RefSeq, a predicted model, not a curated record
AGUCGCCCUUUUGCCGCUGUGCUGCUUAGGAAAUAAAAUGCCCUCCUGGUUGCGCUGCUUGGUCAUUCAUUAAACCGCUGCCUUUGCCCGGAUCCAUUUCCACACCAUGAUUUAGACCACCACCACUCGCCCUCACCCAUACAUACGCACACACACACCCAUAAUCAUACACACCCUUCUAAUAGGCCCAGUCCCGGUCGCCUCUUUAAACUUCCCUUCGCUGCUCAGCUCCUCCUCCAUUCUCUCACACUCUUUCGCCCUCGAGUCUCCUUCUUUCGGCCGGGUUUGGCGGACAUUCGGGAAUAGAUAGUCCUUCGACUUUUUUGCCCCGUUCCCAUUCCAGCUCGUUAUAGUCCUGACUGCCCCCUCUAAGUAAUCCAAGCAUUACCAAUUACCCGGCCACACGCUGCCUGCUCACUCAGCGGCCACGACAGCUCCUCUUUUGUCCGUACAAGUACGGCUUUUGUCUGCUCCGGGGCGUACCGAUUACAUACCCUCGUGUACUUUCCACGAAUACCUAUACCCCCCACCUGGAUUAUCCAAAAGCGGAGCCUGAUUGUGAGAUUCAUAUACCCAUCCAUCCGCUGUCGACAGGCCUUCGUCCACCCCCCCUCUAUCAAAAAGAGACGACAUCCCAUCACCAUUUGACUUUCACGCCAUCGACAUUUAUCCGCAUCAGAAACGACGACAUCACUCCGUACUUUGGAAUCGCGCCUAUUCGAUCAGUUUUGCUCGCGUGUUGGAAAUCGUCAUUGUGGGAAUUUUCGAAAUCGCAGAGGUCGACGCGGGUCACUCCGUUUCACCCCAAAAGCUGGAAUAAAUGGCAACCGACACCGAGACGCUCUCUCUCCCAACCACAACGGCCCCUACAGAGGUCGCUGGGUCAUCAUGCUUGCCUCAAGAUGAACAUCAUUGCCGGGGACUCAAAAGAGAAUGGAGCGCCGACGAAUGGGACACGAGCAUCACGCCCAACUUUCACUUCUCCCAGUUAGGCGGACCGAGCAACACCGCGACGAGCCCUCAGCACCAGACACAAUCGCCUCAACAACAGCAGGAUCAGGGAGGCGAUGCCACGGCGACGGGCAAGUACGUCGCUCAGCUUAAUCUUAAUCCUGACGAUUGCGAGAGGCCCUUGAAGCGGAGGCCGAGCUCCGACUAUUGGCUAACAUCCAAUCUGUUAUCCUCGUACAGGAGCGUAGAGGAGUCGUGCAAGCGUUCGCUGGAACAUUUUCCGUGUCCGAGCAUCUCCUUCGCCAUGCCUACCCUCGAGUUUGACUUUCGCAUCGCUGUCGCACUCAACCCGGAACCCUCCCGAAUUGAGAACCGUGUCCAAAAGGAGAUCACCACCAUCAAGGGCGGCAGAUGGUCCGGAUCAUUUGGCAAUGGUCGAGUCAUGGCAGGCGGAUACGAUCUCGGCCAGGCACGAGGUUUUCGCCCGAUUCGCAUUGUUGAGGGUGCUUUUGUGUUGCAAACCACCGACCAGCCUCCGGCCAUGCUGGAAAUGCGUACGAGAGGUUCAUUAUCGGGCCCAUGUGACAUCCUAGAUACUCUUCUUAGCGCAAAGGAAUCCAAGGAUAACAUCGAUCCCCGUCAAUACGGCUUUCGGACUUUUGCCACUGUCAAGACCGCAGACAAACGCUACGCCGAGUUUGUCAACUGCGGACUCUGGGUUGCAAGUGGUGUGUGGCGAGGUGAAGAGCUGAUUAUCGACGCCUAUCGCCUGACCUAAAAGUCACGAGGCAUCGAUCUCUUCAUCCGAAAAGACAUGGCCUGGCGACACGAAAGGCGACAUGGAAAGACACUCUUUUGAAACAAAAAAAAAUUCUUGAUUUUGAAAGUUGGAUAUGAGCAUAGGGAUGGCGGCGCAGGCGGAUGACAUUUGAUUUGAUUUGUUUUUGUUUUUGUCUUGCGUAAGCGGUAUGGCGGACUUACAACAACUGGCUGGGCGAGGACGGACCAUUGGCGUUUUGAUGCAAGCGAGGAGUUUUUGGAUUUAUCGGGGUUGAUCAUUUGGAUUUUGGCGGUAAAUGGUUGCAUCUGGAUCGGAGUAUCGGAACUGAACUCUUCUUCUCUCUUCUUUUAAUGAGACGGCAUGGGGAAUUAGGCAUGGGGAGACUCGAAGCGAUUGGAAUUUCUGCUAAUUUGAGCCUCGUAUCGAUGGCAUUUGGGCUUGGUCUUGUGAAGUUUGCUUCAUCGAUGACAGCGCUCUCAUGAUUUAAUAAGAGAUGUGUUGAUCUUCGCUCAUGCGCAUUUGUCGAUGAAUAUUCUGCCGGGUCUGUAUUGGUCAGCGAGAUUGAGCCACGGUAACGUAGGAGCUUGAGCUUACUGCUUUGAUCACGUCGCCAAG